AUGGCGCGGGACACGUUUUCUACGGCCUCGUCGCCGCUGAAAUCUCCCUCCUUGCUCGCUGCUGCAGCAUUCAUCAUCACAUCUCUCCCCAUGGCUCUCGGUCACGAACACGGCGUCAGCCACAUCCAGGAGGGCGAGACCAUCUCGCAGGAACCUAUAGACACUAUACUAUGGAUACACAUCUUCAUCAUGAUGCUGGCCUUCGGGGUCAUCUUCCCCGUCGGCAUGGUGCUGGGAAUGACGAAGAACCGCUGGCACGUUCCGACUCAAGUCCUCGGAUCCGCUCUCGCCAUUCUCGGCUACUUCCUCGGCCACAUGCAUGGCGGUCGACAGUUCCUCCCUCAUAACGUUCACUCCUCUUUUGCCACCUGGCUCAUGAUCAUUAUGGCUACCCAGGUCGGUUUGGGUAUCUACCUGAGGCUGCAUCUUGAGAAGGGCAUCAACGGUCGCAUCCGCCGAUUCAUCAAACCCGCCCACAGCAUCUUGGGCAAGGCCUCCCCCGUUCUGGCUUGGACGCAGUUCUUGUUUGGAGGCAUUACCUCCUUGGGCUUCUGUCAAGCCGACCACUUCGGUCAAUGCCUGGCGCAUUUCAUCAUGGGCAGCGCUUUCAUCGCUUACGGAAUCAUCUUGACCCUGCUGCUGCUCGUCGGACAACUCUGGAUUCGUCGCAGCGGCAGGUCGCAGGAGUUCUUCGACAGCAUUGUUAUCGCGGCAUGGGGCUGCGUCAACACCUUCACUGAGCACCGAUGGGGCACGGCAUGGGUCAGGAACGAUUGGCAGCACACCACUAUGGGUAUCAUCUGGUGGUGCGCCGGUCUGGUUGGUAUCUGGCUCAGCCGCGACCGCGACGGCAACCCCAAGCGUAACUUCAUCCCCGGCUUUGUCAUCGGCGUCACUGGUUGGGCCAUGUCUGCGCACCCUCAGGACCUUCCCAUCAGCGCCAUGACCCACAACAUGUUCGGCAAGACCCUGAUGGGAGUUGGUAUCACUCGUGUCAUUGAGGUGGCCUUUGUCGUUAAGGACGCCACGGGAGUUUCGGCUGAUGGGCGCCAGACAAACAGCUGGCAGUUCAUUCCUGUUUUCCUUCUGUACGCGUCUGGAUUCCUCUUCAUGGGUGCCACCGAGGAGCAGAUGGCUCUUGUCGCCAACUCUGGCCUCGACCACGUCUCUUACAUUCUUAUUCUGUACUCCUUCGCGUUCCUGCUCUUCCUCUUCACCAUGAUGCUCAUCCACCUCUUCGACCGAAACGCCAACACGGACGGCAAAGUCGCCUUGGCCAACGGCGCACCGGUGCCCAACGGCCGUCCUGGAGAAAACCGUCAGGUGCGCGACGCCGAGGAGUUCGAACUCGAGGGGCUCAUGAGCGAUGACGAGGACGAGGCGCGCAAGGGCCUCAGGGAGGACACCGACGACGACCAAGUUCUGGGAAGUCCGAGCAGUCCCAGCACGAUCGGCAAGAACAGCGACCGAGUAGCGCGGUGA
Colletotrichum spaethianum is the source of this 1482-nucleotide messenger RNA. Its product is annotated as protein YTP1. Bases 1 to 1482 code for a protein of 493 amino acids. The transcript is spliced from 4 exons. The record is from RefSeq and is a predicted model, not a curated record. Lineage: Eukaryota; Fungi; Ascomycota; Sordariomycetes; Glomerellales; Glomerellaceae.